CAUCAGCAACAUCACUCCGUCAGGAUGCAAACAGCUUGGAGAAAAGUUUGACUUUGGACUUAAUUGUAAUCAUUGGUGAUAUAAAAGCCCGACUGUUAUCACGCAGGUCACAAUCACAUGCGCGCGAUGGAGCCCAAGCUGAUCCUGCUUGUAGCCUUCGCGACAGGAGCACUAGCUGGUCCAAUCAUCCAGCGAGAUGCGAGGGACCCGACGUCAUGUGCAAGUCAGUGCAAUGACGCCACCAAGUUCAAGUACGCCGCGGGGUCAACGUACGAGUACACGUACAAUGCUAAUACGCGAACGACGAUGUCGGGAGCAGCCGAGGACCACGCCGGACUUGGAAUCAAAGCUGACGUCACAAUUGAAGCUUUGACAUCGUGUGAGAUGAUACUGACGCUGUCUGGCGUGCAAGUGCUGGCUCGGCCAAUGACAUCGGGAGAUAACUCGAGGGACUUUCGGCGGGCCCUGGAGGCCAACCCACUGCGGUUCUCCUUCCAAGAUGGCGUAGUGGAACAGAUUUGCCCUGAAGAUGACGACUCCGCGUGGUCCCUUAACGUCAAGAGAGCCAUGUUGUCAGCUUUCCAGAACUCUAUGGCAGAUCUUGAGAGAGAUCAGAGAGUGAAGGAGAGUGACGUGACCGGCGAGUGUUUCACGGACUAUCGGGUCACACAGAGAGGUCGGAGAACGUCCAUCAUCAAGAAGAGCAAGGAUCUGCUUGGGUGCGAAAACAGGCACGGCUACAAGACGUCCUUCCACUCUCUGCCAUACAAGAUGCCAAACGCCGUGCACUCCCUCCCCCUUCUGAAGAGCACCCACGAUUGCAGCCAGACCAUCACGAGCGAGGGUAUCCUACAGCGCUCUACCUGCAGCGAGACGCACGUCUUCCGGCCCUUCUCUAAGGACAACAAUGGAGCUAUGACCGAGGCAUCACACACCCUGGAGUUCAGAAGAACUCAGCCUUAUGUCCGCAGUCAGCAAGGCUUAGUCGCCAGUAGAAGUGCCCUGACGUUUGAACACACGUACGGUCUGCGAGACGAGGAGGUGAACCGCCGUGACGCCAGCACCAAGAUGCAGGAGCUGUGCCGCGUGACUGCGACGGACAUCCGCCCCGAGGUCCCCCAGAUGUUCUCGGAGCUGGUCUACAUUCUGAAGAACUCCAACUUCCGGUCCCUGCAGGCUCUGUACAGACAGCUAAAAACAGGACAAAUAUGCGGCAAGAACUCCAGGAUAGGAAAGAAGUUCUUCAUUGAUGCUAUCCCGAUGAUUGGCUCAGUUGACGCUAUCAAGAUGAUGCGAGAGCUGAUGACGGCGAAGGAUGUGGACAGCAACCAGGCCGACAUGUGGUUGACUUCACUCGCCUUCAUACAACACCCCACAGUAGAGAUGAUCACUGAGAUCCAGCCGCUCAUGCUGACGUCCGACUCAAAGAGGACAAAGAUCCUUGUCGCAGCCAUGGUGAACAACUUCUGUGUGAAGACUGCAGAGUGUACGAAAGUCCCUGUCAUAGACCUCAUCAUCUCCAUACUCGAGAACGAUAUUGGCAGAGGCUGUGUCGUGACGGACAAGAACGAAGAAGAUAUUCUACUGACGCUGCGGGCCAUUGGCAACAUUGGAAAUGCUGAUAGGUUAUCUUUGUCUCUGCAACUGUGCUUCACUAGGGAGAAAAACCCCAUGGAGGUCAGAAUUGCCGCCCUUGAUGCCUUCCGCAGACUGCCGUGUGGUGCUGAUAGAAACAACGCUAUGCAGUUGUAUAUGGACGGUGAAUCUGACGCCGAGGUGAGGAUCGCCGCCUACUUGGUGGCCAUGCAGUGCCCUGUUGAAACCAUCCUGACACAGGUGCGUGCAACUCUGGAGGUGGAGAAGGCCAACCAAGUGGGGUCUUUUGUGUGGUCUCACCUCAUGAACCUGCAGGAAACAUCCAGCCCCCUCAAGCAGCAGAUCCGCCACAUACUGGAGGACGAGCAACUCUCGCGAGAGUUUGACCUGGACAAGAGGAAGUUCUCCAGGAACUACGAGGGCUCGUUUUUCUGGGAGAAGUUCAAUGCAGGUGCAAUGGUUGAGAGCAACUUGAUAUUUUCAUCCAAGUCCUUCGUUCCCCGAUCGGCCUCUGUGAACUUGACAGUGGAUCUGUUUGGUCAAUCCGUCAACCUGUUUGAGAUGGGAGGACGUGUCGAGGGGCUUGAGAGUGUUUUGGAAUCUUUCUUUGGUGCAGAUUCCCCGACUGGCGUUGGUAGCAAAAAGACAGGCUAUGAAGAUUCCAGAUCAGUUCGUAAAGAAAAGAUGGACAGAAUGAAAAAGAAGUAUGCACAAGUGAAAGAUGACCUUCACGCCGCUGUGUUCCUGCGAAUCUUUGGUAACGAGUUGAGGUACAUGCACUUUGACUCGUCCAGCUGGCCUCUCACCAAGGACAAGUUCAACUUCCUGGACUUCCUCAUCAAGAUGUCAAAGGACCAUGACUACUCCUUCGCCAACAGCGUGAUGUUCUUGGACAGCAGCAUCAUUGUGCCAACCUGUGCAGGGCUUCCCCUCAACCUCACCGUGCAUGGAGCUGCCACUGUCAACAUGAAUGUCAAGGGCAAGCUUGAUCUCCGUAACUUGGCAACAAAGCCCACCAGCCUCCUAAUAGAGGGCGUCAUGCAACCGAGUGGUGCUGUAGAGAUCACAGGGACGAUGACAGUUGAUGCCUUUGUGGCGAAGACAGGCCUGAAGAUGGUGUCCAGUGUGCACUCCAGUUCCAGCGUCAAGGGCCGCGUGGAGUUGUCCAGAGGGCAGAUCUUUAACCUGGAGUUAGACAUGCCCCAGGACAAAAUGGAGAUCUUCAAUGUCAAGUCCAGCUUCUUCAUCGUGCACGAUAAGGUGGAGAAGGAGCAGAAGAUGGUUCAAGAGAACAGGAAGACGAGGAGGCUGUGCUCGGGAGACCGGCUGGCGAAGUUCACCGGAGUAGAACUGUGUGGGGACAUCUCCUUCCCCAACGCCUCCAUGAUCACCGACUCGCCCUACUUCCCAUUCACAGGACCUGUUAGUUUCGGUUUAACUCUGUCCAAGAAAGACACACAUUCUGGAUACAAGAUGGUCGUCAAGAGCAUUUCUACACGGGACAAGGUGUUUGGUCAGCUAGGUUUUGAUACUCCUGGGUCCAGUGUAAAACGAGCCAUGUCUCUGGAUGUAGCGGUCAGCUACAAAGAUAAAGCAAUGGAAAUCGCACUUGUCUCCCCUUGGAAAGAAGCUUCAUUUAAAUCGUCUCUGGUGGACAGCGUCAAUAUUAAACAGCUGAAGGGGACCCUCCUCCUUGACCAGAAGGACAAGUACGGCCUGGACACCCAGGUCAGGAUCAGCAAGAAGGGAAGUGAGGUGACGUACCUGCCCACGAUGGAUUUGCGGAGGCUGACCAACACACAGCAAAUUCUCACCGGCUCCAUCACCAGGGAUGGCGUUCAGAAGAUCGACAUCGACCUCACCUCCAACAUCGUCACGGCAGACCCGGUCAAUAUUAAAGCUGGCUAUGUCAACACCAAGGCCGAGAAGAGCGUGAGGGGCUCAUACACCUACAAGAAGGAUGAGUACAAUUUCCUUGCACGAGCUUUGAUAGCAAGCAGCGGAAAGUCCACCACACACAUCGUGCCCACCCUCGUCAUCAGUAUGCCGAAGAGAGAGAUUAUCAACCUGAAAGGAUCUGCCGAGUACAAAACUAAAAAGUCCUAUAAGGUGGAGACAGUGGUUCAGAUGAAGCCAAUCCUCGAGAAUCCAUUCAAAUUCAAGGCUGACUUGGUCCGAUCUGAGAACAUCAAGAGGAAGAGGCACAAGUAUAAAGGCAGUGCCCUCCUCACCUCAGACUUCAUUACUCUCAAGCUGAGCUCCAACUUGGAGAAGAGGGGGAAAGGCACCGUGUCCAGUCAGUUCGUCCUUGACUACAAUCUACCUAAAAUCAAGAAAGAAAGAGUUACUUUCAGCAGCAAGUUUAUUGACAGAAGCACGAAGACGACAAAGAAGUACAAGAUUAAUGGGAACUUUGAUGUGAAACAGAACAGGGAUUACAACAUGCUCUUGGAUGUGGGUGUCAACAGCAAUUCUCGCCACAACGAGCUUGAGAUGAAGUUCCGGCAUGGGGCCAACGUACGUGACGUAAAGGACAAGAGGAAGGAGUUACACCUCCUGGCCUCAGUGGACCACAAGGUUGCCUCCUCUGGUGCCACUGCAUCUAUUGACUAUGUUGUCAAAGUCUUCUACCCUCCCAAAGAUGUGAACUUCCAUGCUAAAGGUCACCACAGCCAUGAUAAGAAGAACCUGGCCUCCUCCCUGUCCGUGUCCUAUGGUAAGAAACAGAACUUGGAAACAGCCUUCAAACUUCGGGACCGCACUCGCAACAAAAUGAUCAACUUAGAGGGUUCUUUUACCCUAGCCUACCCUGGACGUGACAUAGCAUUUGUCAGUAACCUAACACAGAAAAGCCGUACCAAAUACUUGCACAUCACCAAUCUGAAUCUGCAGAAGGGACAAAAGUCUACUCUCGUGACUAAUUUUGAGAGACCCACAUCAAACAGCGUUGAGUUAUCAAGUGAAGCCGUUAUACAUGGCUAUGAGCCUGUACGUUUUGUUGGAUCUGCUAAUCUCAACUGGAAAAAUCUUAAACUCUCAGGAAAGGUAAGCAGAAAAGGUGAUGCCUAUGGGUUAACAGGAGAGUCUGUUGUCAAUACAAAACAGAAGAACGGUAAAUGGAAGCUGGUGGUAGAUUACCUCAAGAAACAGGUUACAGUCAAAGCGAAUGGUGGAAAACAUGGUGAUAAAUAUAAAGCAGAAUUUGACGCUGAAUUAAAUGAUGAGACUGCUGCAAAAUCUAGAUAUUCUGGAUCAGUUUUAUUCCACAACAAAGGUGGGGCCAACAGGAGACUAGGAGGAAGCUUUGAAGUGAGGACUCCUAUUGAAAAUUAUGCAAGGGUUGCUGGAGACUUUGACUAUUCCAAUGACAGGAAGGAAGUCAGCGUUAAAGGCUCUGCAGGAUAUGGACAUAAACAGAUAUCAGCCACUGCAAGUAUGGACAAGCCUUUCAAAGUAACAAAUCUGGGUCUCAGCUUUGCUGCAACAACACCAUUCCAGAGAUUUGAAGCCAUUGAAAUUAAUGUCAUCAAUAAGUUUGAUAAUACACUGCUGUCUCAAGUGAAGUAUGUAGUUGGGCCACACAAUGCUGACAUGAAGUUUUCUGCUGAAUAUGCAGUCACAACUCUCAAAAGAGACAUCCAGGCAGGGUUUGUUUUUAAAUCCAGUCUACGUGCAUAUAGAAGUGUAUCUGUCAGCUUUGAACACAGUGAUGAUGGACAUACAUACAGUAAAAGCAAAGUGAAAUAUAAUGACAAUGGGGACAUGUACAAAGCAGAAUUUGAUAUGAAUGCUAUAAAUACUAGGAUAAAUUUCAAUGGUAAUGGUAACCUUAUCCUCAUAUCUCCAAAUAACAAAAUAAUUACUACCCUUCAUCAUGAACACCGCCCUUAUGCCUUAAGUACCACCUUCAACACUGAUUGGGGCAAAGGACAGAAGAUUCUUGUUGAUGUCAGUGCUGGCUAUGAAAAAAUAGUCAACACGAAGGUUAACAGUGAAGUAAUUAUCCAGACACCUUGGGCACCAGUUAAUGAUGUAGAUGUGAACCUCGCUUAUGAACAAGGAACAGGUUACCUCAAGCUGAAUACAUUAGCUAAGAACAACAGACAAACUUUAGUCUUACUUGACUCUAAUUACAGAAGAAAUCAUGGUCUUGCUGAGUUGGAUGUCAGCCUAACUGGGUCCAUGCUAGCAAAUGAUAUCAUGGGUAAAGUGAAUGUAAAUGAAUAUGAGAGUAACCCAAAGAGAGGACAUGCAGAAUUCCAGUGGGCAAGAGCGAAGAAGAUAUCAAUGGAUGUAUACCUUGAUUUGCAGCCUACCAUUUACAGUGUUGAUUCCAGUGUUAGGAUCACGACACCAUUUAAGGGGGCAGAAAAUAUCGUUUUUAAAUAUAAGAACAAAAAACGUGGUAAAGAGUGGGUAUCCAAAGUGACACUAGAGUAUGGCCUUGGUAUGUACAUUACAGGAGAAACUCAUCUCCACAUGGACAAUUUGAGAAAGUUCAGAGUAAGUAUAGACUCUUCCUUCCCGGAGAUGCAACAUUUUGAAAGUGGAAUUGAAAUGUCUGGAUCAGUUAAUAAGAACGCAAGAUUAUCAGCCGAUGUUGAAAUAAGGCCAUUGAUGCGGAAAAUGGCUGCAGAAGUCAGCUGGAACCUUGUAAGACAGCUCAGUGGCAUGAUCAGGUUAGACACACCCUUCAAACAGUUCAGAUACCUUCAAGUGACAGGAACCCAUCUCACCAACACACUUGGCAAGACAUGUCAUUUGAAAAUGGAAUAUCAUCCCAGCAAAGUCAUUGUUCUGAACACUACAUAUCAUAUCAAUGCUAUUACUGAUUUUGCACUUGAUUCAGUUCUCGAGACUCCCUAUCCCAAGUACAGGAAGUUCGAAGCUGAGCUCUCUUUCAAAAAACCAGGCAUGGCAAUGGAAGGACGGGCAUCUUUGAAGACUCCUUUUGAAACUUACAAAGUUGUUUCAGCUAAUUUUAACCAUGCCAUGUCCAGGCAGAAUAUCCAGACCCAUGCUGAGGCGAGUUACGGACCAGGGAAAAAGAUAGAAUCAGACCUGUAUUUGAAUUGGAAUGAUGGAGUUGAUGGCAGUGUAACAUUCCGCUCACCAUUAAAGCGACUAGAGACCAUCAGAGUAACCAUUAAUCAUCACGGCACAACAUGGAGAGAUUUCACAUCUAAGACACAAGUCCAGUAUGCCAAUAAGCGAAUUGAGGGAGACGUUUCAUUCAGACAUGGCACUAAAACAACUGGAUCCCUUCUUGUGAAGACACCAUUCCAAGGUUUUGAAAACAUAAAUGCCAAGAUUAAUAGAGAAGGUAGAAUUAAUGACUUCAAAUUGAAGGGAAUCCUGAUAUAUGGCACAAAGAGUCAUGAAGGUGCACUUCAAUUUGCCCUGAAAGAUGACCGUUUUGGUAUUGCAUCUGUGCUGAAGACACCAUCCCUUGAGAACAUGAAAUUAAGCUACAUGAUGACUGGUAACUGGACGGACUUCUCAACCAAGUAUGAAGUGGCUUAUGGUACAGCUUACAAGCUUGACGAGGCCAUAUCGUUCAAGGUUAGCAGCACAGACUUCAGUGUUCGUUACGAUGCGGGAUACACCUGGCAGGGUGAAAGCAGGUUGAUUGGAGCUACAGCUGUCAAGCAGGGUGACAUUAAUAACUUCAAUGUGGAGCUUGGUGGAAAGUUCAACUCCAAAGUAAUGCAUGCUGUUACAUCUUUCCAGAGAGGAAGAAUAUCAAGAGGUAAUUUUAGACUUACCACUCCUUUCAAACAAUACACUGAUGUUGGCGUUUCCUUUGAUCACACUGGGGAUGAAAACCGGUUUAGUACCAAUGCCAGAUUCAACAUUCGGGAUGACAUGGAUUAUGAAGCAAGAGUUGAAAACCUGAAACAAGGUGAAAAGAGGAUUGAAACUACUGUUGAGCUGAAGACGCCUCACAAGGGUCAUGAAGAUUACAAAUUAACAUAUCAGCAUAGCUUGAGGAAAAACAGGUUGGUAGCUGAGGCAGAGGUUUACCAAAAUAGACGGAAGACCUAUUCUGCUGAUGCCAAUGUUGCCUACACUGUACCCGUCACUGCAACCCUGAACAUAAUCACUCCCCAUGAAGGAUACAGAAGUAUCAAAGCAUCUGGAAACUACAAGAAGAGAAACACCCGCCACACAUUCUCUGCCACUGCUAAUGUUGGUAAGCAUGGUGCUAUCACUGCAGAGUCUACUGUUGAUACCAGCGGUGCUCCCUACACAGGUAGUGCUACGGUGAACACACCAUUCACAGGAUACGAACAAAUCACAAUGCACUUCACACAUCGGGGACAACAUAUUCGUGACUUUAGAACAACAGUCACAGCCAAUCUCCCAAAAAUGAAAACAAUAACUUGUGAAGCAUCGUCCCUCUUCCGGAUGGGAAAGGAUUUUAAUGGACUGUUCACGAUGUCAAGUGGCUUGAAGAACAUGGAGGAUAUCAGACUAUUGCUAAGAGGCUCAAGGACAGGAGAUAUAUCUGAGCUCCAUUCUGAACUUGGUUGGCAAAAGAGCAAAGUUAUCACAACUUCUUCGAAUUUCCGCUUUGUAAACGAUAUGAGCGGGGUUGAACUGGCUACUGGAACAUCCAUCACAACUCCAUUUAGCCAAAUUGCCACAACAAACUUCAAGUUGGAUCACAUGCACAAUUCUGAAAAGGUUGCAGAGAGGAUCACUUUUGACUACAAUGGGAAAUCUUAUCUCGAUGCUGACAUGGACUAUACGCAUGGGCAUCGACAUGAAGGUUCCAUCAAUAUCAGAACACCCAGACCAAUGUCAAUGAGAGUUGAUGGUCAAUAUGAGGUAAAACAGUUUCACACAGAUCUCUUCCUUAAUUGGAACCACGAUGAUCUUGAGAGUAACGUCAAGUUUGAGACAGCCUACAAUGAUAGAACUGUCAAUGCUAACGUGGACACAGACUUGAAAUUUAUGGUUAUCCACCCAGUGCGAACAAUGGGAAUUGAGACUGUAGUGAAGAAACUCCCUAUGCAAAUGCAAAAUAAAGCACUCAUUACCUGGGACCAAAAGAUGGGCAGCACAUUUGCUUAUGAUGUGCAGUGGAAUGACCGAAAUAGUCGAUAUCGGCAAGCAAGUGAUGGCAGUGUUCUGGUUGUCGUCCCAACAAGAAGUGUCAAAGUAGGUGGAUCCUAUGUUAACAGUACGUUUGGCAAGAGCUUAGAUGCCACAGUGAUGUGGGAUGCAGAGAGAGACCAGACCAAACAAGUGGCUGUCAAGUUGGAUAUGGAUCAGAGAAGCAAGUCUGUCAAGAGGUCUGUCCUGGUCCAUCUACCAUCAAUCAAAAAGGACUACAAGCUGGAAACAUCCAUGAUCAGAAAUCAAGGCAACGUUCUCGUAGAUGGAACAACAAUAUUCACCUAUUCUCCAGAUCCUCGCAAGGCCUUGACUCUCACCACAAAGAUGGAGAAUUUGGGUGCCAGUGGUUACAACAACUACUCUGUGUCUGUGGGUAUCAACCACCCAUCGACCUCUACCAACCUGCUGCUGAACACACACCUGGGCAACACCUCCAUGUCCUGCUCGGGUGGUCUCGUCCUCUCUUAUGAAGCCCGGAACAGACAGAAGAAGUACUUUGUUCUCAAAGGUGAUGUAAACCACAAAAUGAAGAAAAUGAAUAUUGAGGCGAGUUCCCCACUGAAACAUGUUGUGCUGAGUGGCCGGAUGUUUAAGGACAUUGAGUACCACUUUGGACUCACCAAUACUUACGACCAUAACAAGGUUGUCAACACUGAGAUCAUGGUCGACACUGAAAGAAAAACACUCAACUUGGACUUUGCCUACAACUCUGAGGAUCCUAAUGACAGCAUCCAUCUGUCAGCCGGCUAUGUGAACGACACAGCCAUCCAAGCUGAGAUCUACAGAAAGGUCAGCCGGCAGCGUAUCCCAGAAAGUUGGAUAGCCGUACGUCUCAACUCAUCCCACAUCCUCCACACACGCGUCACCUGGCGACCAAGCUCUCUCAUGGAGCUGCAGCAGUUCGUGUCGUCCAAGGCGCUGGUGUACAGCUAUGUGAUGAAUGAAGCAGCGAGUGAAGUGUCUCAAGCAAUGGGACAGGAGGUGACAGCCAAAUAUAACAGAAUCGCCAACGAAAUCUUCAAUGAAAUGAAGCCAGUCUUUACUCUUCUGGAGAAGGAGAUGGCAAAUGCCAAGGUCAAUCUGGACCUAGUCCAACGUGAAGUGCGCAGAGCUUAUAGAAGGAACGACUUGUAUAUCAAGGACAUGGGCAAUGCUGUCAAUAGCGCUUUCAACAAGAUGUUUGGAGGAUUUGGCAACUUUGUUGAAGAGUUUGAAAGGUUCUAUAUGAAGACUGAAAGGACCUUAACACAGUUGCUUCACACUGUCAAGAACUACCCAAUCACUCAGAAAUAUAUGCAGUUUGUAGAUAAGCUCAUCAGUGAUCUCAAGAACUUCCGCCAGUUGAGUGCAGCCAAGAUGCAGAUGUGGACAUACCAGAUGGACAAGGCAUCCAAUGAACUGUACAAGUCCUACCUUACAUACACACGUUCUCUGCAAAGGAAAAUGAAAGGUUUCGCUUCAUCAAUCAUGGAUCAUCCUAAAGUAAAAGGCAUCCGGGCCACAUAUGCCAACCUGAAGUCUCAGGUUGCCAGCCUACCAGAAGUGGACUACAAACAAUAUGGGGAAAUCCUAGAUGGGGCCUUACAGAAGGCUCUAGAACCCCUGGCGCUGGGAGAAAAGUACAAUGUGAUGAAGAUUAAGGCGAAGGAAGCGUUUGAAUCCCUGAACAUCCACCAAGACCUGAAACGAGCACAUCAUAUCGCGAAUGAAAUCCACCAACAGUUUGUGUGGACCUACAAAUACUGGGACUUGGAUUCCAACCUCCGCCUCACCAUGCUCAGGCUGUACGAGGCAUCGCGCGACAUGAUUUUCAUGGAAAUGAACAAACUGAAGGACAGCCUGGUGGACCUUGACAAGUCCAGGGUUAUUGUGUAUGAUCCCCUGAACGGAGAGCUGCAGGUGGAACUAUACCUGCCUGUCCCACUCAAGUCUCUGGCAGAAGCACCGGACUUCAACAUCCGCCAUUACAUCCGCAAGGUGAAGAACUUUGUUGACAGAUACAUCCCUGGCAGAAACUACUCCGUGUGGGACACCUACUACAAGUUUGUUCCUUCAGUGGACUCAUCCACAUGGAUGCCACCUUACAGAGCCUAUGCAGCAGUUGUGGGUAACCAGCACUUCAUCACAUUUGACAAGAAUCACUUUGAUUUUGCCGGACGCUGCAGCUAUGUGCUGACACGCGACAUGGUCGAUGAUAACUUCACAGUAGUCGUCAAUUACGACAACAACAUGCGUGCUCCCAAGAAGAAGUCUAUGCUUGUCAUGUUGAGAGGCAUUAACAUUGAAGUCGGCACCAAUUACAAGGUCUUGGUGAACGACCAGCCAGUGGAGCUGCCCUUCACCCAGGGCAAGGUGGAGGCCAUCAGGGAGAACUAUCACAUUACCGUCGAUGACGGUACCGGGCUGACCGUGGAGGUAGAUCCAGUCAACGACAUCUACACUAUCGGACUGAGUGGUUGGUACCACGGCAGGGUUGCCGGACUCCUUGGAACAUUUGACAACGAGAACAGUAACGACAUGCUCUCCAUCAAUCGCCAGAAACUGACUGAUGUAACUGACUUCGCCAACUCUUGGGAGGUUGGUCACCGAUCAUGCAGAGCCUCCAACAAGGCCACCGAGAUCAGCAUGGCCAAUGUUGACUCCAUCUACCCAGAGUGUGUAGCAUACUUCAAGGCCCAGACAUCUCAGUUCAGACCUUGCUUCUCUGUGGUACCAGCUGAAGAGUUCCUUCACACGUGUGUAGGUUACGUCCAGACUGGAGCCACACCCACUAAUGCCAGCUGCAGGACCGCUGCCCAGUAUACGCAUCUCUGCAGAACCCACGGUGUCUACCUGAGUGUGCCCACGAACUGUGUAAGCUGUGCCCUGACCAGCGACCUGACCUCCAUCACCAGUGGUAUGUCCGUGCAGCUGACCGCUGGAGACAAGGAAGCGUCGCUGCCAUCGUCCGCAGACGUCAUCCUGGUUCUAGAGGAGAAGAACACUCAGAAGUUAACAGCAACAACACUUGGAGAUCUCAUCACUGAAGUGGACUCUGCACUCGGGAAUGUUGGUAUCAACCAGAACAAGUAUGGCUUGGUUGGCUACGGAGGGCCCGGGCGCCUAGAGAUGGAGCAUAGUCGAACAUUUGACGGUCAUCUCUUCAGCCAUGCCAAAAGAUUCUUGAGGGGCGUUGAAAGUAUUGUGUACUCCGACAGCAAGGUAGCAGGGGACGGCCUGGCCGCCAUCAGACUUGCCACCACCUACCCCUUCAGGACAGGAGUGGCCAAGGUCAUCUUGUUUAUCCCAGCCUCUGACUGUGAGGCCAAUGAGGCUCAUGUGGACAUGGACGGCAUACUGACAGCCCAUGGUUUCGUCAUGCAUGUACUCCGCAGCAAGCCCAUGGACAUCCGAGACAACAGGCCUGUCAGAAAUGUUCAGAUAUAUGGCAUGGACCAAGCACAGAUUUUCACCAUGAGGUCUCGCCGAACGCGCAAUGAGGAGCUGUUCAAGAAGCUAGUCCAGCCAGCCGACAGAUGUUCCCAACUUGCCCUCAACUCUAAUGGCUCAAUCUUCGACUCCACCCAUAUGCAGGGUGGAAGCUCCAAGAACAGGAGGGAAUUUGUCCGGAACUUCGCCUCCCGUGUUGCCAUGACAGCAGCACCACCUGUGUGUCAAACAUGCAAGUGUGAACAGGAUGCGACAGGAAUGGGCAAAACUGUCUGCAAACCUUGCGACCAGGCGUCUUUCUUGUGGAGGUACAUGCCCGACUGGUGGAGCAGCAACAGAACCCCGGUGGUUCGAGAUGUCUUGACAGAACAACUGAAGGAGUACCUAGGAUCAGUCCAGCGCCAGGUGUCUUUGGCAGCCUGAUGCCAUCCCUCAAGUUAGGGAAGGAUUCGGCUGUGUUGAUAACUGUACACCACGACUUCAGAUGUGUCAGUUGCAUGUAGAUUUCUAGAUGUCAUGUCUGUUCCUGUACUUUCCUCUGCAUCAGGGUGUUUCCUGCGUGUGUAUACACUAUGGCCUCCUAACUCUGCUCAGACAGACCGUAGGUCAUGGCACCAGAAGGAACAAGUUCAACUUGUGUUCACUAAGAUGUUUAUAUUUGUUGUUUAUCGUCAUAAUAUUUCACUCCUUCAUCUUGCCAUAAUCGAAACAAUAAUCCAAGACAUUUAAGGGUAUUGGUCAUUGAUAACUGUGAUUCAUUAUCUUUAUUUAUUAAAAGAGCAUCUAUGUGCUGCACAUACUCUUAGUGUUUAGGAAAACACCACAUUGUCAAUUUUGACUCCACAGUGGCUCAGUGUUUCGAGCGUCACCAAUGUUUAGGGCAAUAUUCACAUUUUGUAUUGUGCACGGUUUGAAGCAUCUAUUUCUGUUCAAUGUUGUAACUUUGUACUUCUACAUAUCUAGAUGAGUCGCAGUGAUCCGUCAAAGUGCCAAAGUUGUAAAUAAAUUGUCUUCUAUUGUACAUAAGUCUUUUGUAUUUAUUUCUUCCUGAAUAAAAAUGUUUAGCAUUUUUAUAA
Haliotis rufescens (red abalone) is the source of this 13223-nucleotide messenger RNA. Its product is annotated as apolipophorins-like. The record is from RefSeq and is a predicted model, not a curated record. The transcript is spliced from 35 exons. Gene Ontology annotation, biological process: lipid transport. Gene Ontology annotation, molecular function: lipid carrier activity. The coding region runs from base 118 to 12570 and encodes 4150 amino acids. NCBI's taxonomy places the organism in Eukaryota, Metazoa, Mollusca, Gastropoda, Lepetellida, Haliotidae.